This is a messenger RNA of Debaryomyces tyrocola, 576 nucleotides long. NCBI's taxonomy places the organism in Eukaryota, Fungi, Ascomycota, Pichiomycetes, Serinales, Debaryomycetaceae. The record is from the annotation of a GenBank genome assembly.
AUGAAGUACAUUCAAACCGAUCAAAUCUUAGAUAUUCCAGAAGGUGUCAACGUCCAAAUCAAGGCCAGAAGCAUUACUGUUACCGGACCAAGAGGUACUUUAAACAAGGACUUAAAGCACAUUGAUGUUACCUUCACUAAGGUUACCAACCGUGCUAUCAAGAUCACUGUCCACAACGGUGAAAGAAAGCACGUUGCUGCUUUAAGAACCGUCAAGGCCUUAAUUGCUAAUAUGAUCACUGGUGUCACCAAGGGUUACAAGUACAAGAUGAGAUACGUCUAUGCGCAUUUCCCUAUCAACGUUAACGUUGUUGAAAUUGAUGGUCAAUCUUAUGUUGAAAUCAGAAAUUUCUUAGGUGAAAAGAGAGUCAGACAAAUCAAGAUCUUCGAUGGUGUUUCUGUUGAAUUUUCUGCUAACCAAAAGGAUGAAGUUGUCUUAUCCGGUAACUCCUUAGAAGCUGUUUCUCAAAACGCUGCUGAUAUCCAACAAGUCUGUCGUGUCAGAAACAAGGAUAUCCGUAAGUUCUUGGAUGGUAUCUAUGUUUCCGAACGUGGUGUUAUCGACGAAGAAGCAUAA